AUCUCAAAAAAUCCUCCUUCUUCCUCCGUUCCUCCGCUCCGUUACAAGUACCACGUAACGUUUUUGGUGUAUCGGAUCCGAUAGUCCCGCAAAUGGGUCUCUUGGACAAGCUCUGGGACGACACAGUCGCAGGUCCACGACCCGAUAGCGGCCUAAGCAAGCUCCGAAAAUACUCGAGCAUGUCUGCUCCUCGGUCGUCUCCCUUAACAGACGAUAUACCGAUAUCUCGGAGUAUAACUAUCGUCAAGCCCGCCAGUUUCCGUAACGUUUCGGCCGAAACUGGCUCCCUCCCUUCUUCUCCCGCCGGGUCGAGCGCCCCCGGAUCGCCUUUCGCACCGACGACGCCACGGGGAGAUCCGAAGAAGAUGAGGAGGAAAUCUACAUCUGAAGCGUACGAUCGGGCAGAACCCAGGAAUCCAACGGUGUACGAUUGGGUUGUGAUCGGUGCUCUCGAUCGUUGAUGAAGGGCUGAGAUUUCAUGGGGAAUCGGCCGAGAGAUACAUGUACUUGGAGAACCAGGGAUAAGUCCAAGAAAAUAAAAGGGAAGGUUAGAACUCCAAGGAAAGCUUGGAGUUUCGGAGAGAGAGAGAGAGAGAGAGAUGAGAGAGUAUAUGUUUUAUCUGUGUGUUGUUAGCGUUGAAUAUCGUGUAAUAUAUGCUUUGUUUGGGCUACUUUUAUAUUUUUCUCUUUUCGUGCUGUCUUUUGUGAAUAAAUGUGUUAAUGUGAAUUUUCAUUUU
This is a messenger RNA of Magnolia sinica, 737 nucleotides long. Its product is annotated as dormancy-associated protein homolog 3-like. The record is from RefSeq and is a predicted model, not a curated record. Lineage: Eukaryota; Viridiplantae; Streptophyta; Magnoliopsida; Magnoliales; Magnoliaceae. The transcript is spliced from 3 exons. Bases 93 to 461 code for a protein of 122 amino acids.